Ostrinia nubilalis (European corn borer) is the source of this 2174-nucleotide messenger RNA. RefSeq lists its product as uncharacterized. The record is from RefSeq and is a predicted model, not a curated record. The coding region runs from base 82 to 1296 and encodes 404 amino acids. The transcript has 2 exons. NCBI's taxonomy places the organism in Eukaryota, Metazoa, Arthropoda, Insecta, Lepidoptera, Crambidae.
AAAGACAUUAAACAGUAAGGCAAAAGGUAGUCUUUCCCUUCAGGAGAUUUUUGUACAACUGAAUUAAAAAAUAAAAUUAAAAUGUCGAUUUGUCAGUGUGGUUAUGAAGACAUAUUCUUAGUUAAAGAAUUGAAUUCAACUGUAAGGCAAAGCAUCAAAAAUAUAAUUGAAAAGGAGGGAUUUACGUCAUACAAAGUGAAUGUAAAAGAUUUAUCAACCAACGGAGGAAAUUAUUUUGGAUUAUUACAAGCUGUGACGAUUUCGGGAAAAAAUGAAGACGGAAAAGAUCAAGAACUGAGACUAUUUCUUAAAAAUUUUCAGCCUUCCCAAAAAGAUUUUACAGUUUUUAAUGUUUCAAAGGCAUACCAAAGAGAAGGAUUCUUCUACAGAGAGUUGUUUAAAUUUUUUGAGAAAAUUGAAGAUAAAUACAACAUUCCAAAAGAAGAAAGACUAAAAAUUGUUAAGGGAUACAGCGAAACAAAUGAAGAGGUAAUUAUUUUGGAAGAUGUUUCUCAUUUGGGCUACAAAACAUUAGACAGAUUUGACGUAAUGUCCAUAAAAUUUGCAGAGUUGGCCAUCGAACAACUUGCCAAACUACAUGCAAUGUCUUUUAUUAUUCGAAAUGAAAACCCAAAAUACUUUGAAGAAAAUGUAAAAACUAUGAGUUCUUUAUAUCAGCUUGAUAACUUUGAAUUUGAAGUUUUCUUAAGAAAAUGCUUUAACAAAGCAAAGGAGACUUUAGAUGAAGACGCAAAAAUAAAACUGGAUAACUUUUUCCCAAAAAUGCUUAAAAAAUACUCGACAUACUUUGUCAUCUCACCAGAUGAAGCCGUUUGUGUGACACAUACAGAUUACAGGACGAACAAUGUAUUGGUUAAAGAAGUUGACGGACAGCCCUCUGAAGUUAUUCCUGUAGACUACCAGCUAGCAUGCUUUGCCAAUCCCGUCACGGACUUAAUGUACUUCAUUUUCUUAGGGAGUGACCGGGAAUUCCGUAAACAUCACUUGGAAGAUCUCAAGGAAUUCUACUAUAGUACUUUCGAAAAAUUUCUGAGCAAGUUCGAUAUCGCAGCCGAAAAGGUGUAUUCCAAAAAACAAUUCCAGCAAGACUUUAGUGACAAAUUGGAAUUUGGUUUGAUGUGUUUUUUAGUAUUUAUGCAAUUUAUUUUUGCGAACGAUGAUGACGUUCCACAGUUGGAAAAGGGCAUAGAUAGUUUGUCAAUGAAUAUGGAUGAGCGUUAUAAAGACAGAUUACAUGGUAUUAUUGAGGAAUUUAUACAGUGGGGGUAUUUGUAAAUAAACUUAGAUUAGAACUGCAAUGUGAAAAAUUAUAGAACCGUACGUACUCGGUUUGACUAGAGCGCAUAAAUAUAAAGCAAUGUUGUUGCAAAACUGUGCCUAUUUAAUCUAUACUUAUAAUAAAUCUGUAGAGAGGUCAAUUCUGUACAUGAAAUAUAUUUUCAAAAUAACUAUCAGGGGGUGAUAAGUGAUCGAUACUGAUGCCAAAAAUGCAAUCAGUAAUUUUUUUGUCUGUCUGUCUGUCUGUCCGUCUGUAUGUUCCUUAUAGAAACAAAAACUACUAGACGGAUUUUAACGAAAUUUGGCACAAUUAUUCUUCGUACUCCUGGGCAGGUUAUAGAAUACUUAGGAAUUCCCACGGGAACGGGAAUUAGCAGGAAAAUCCUUUUGUAUGAAAAAUCUAAACCGCUUAAGUUAGAUACUUGAAAUUUAGCAUGCAGGUACCUUAGUAAACUAAAAGCUUAGUUACAACAGGAUAUUGCAAAAUUCCUACGGGAUCGGGAGUUAGCGGGAAAAAAACAUUUGUAUGGAAAAAUCUAAACUGCUUAAGUUAGACGCUUGAAAUUUGGCAUGCAGGUAUCUUAGUAAACUUAAAGCUUAGUUACAACAGGAUAUUGCAAAAUUCCCACGGGAACGAGAGUUAGCGGGAAAAAACAUUUGUAUGAAAAAAUCUAAACCGCGUAAGAUAGAUGAAGGGGGUAAAACGGGAUCCACGCGUACGAAGUCGCGGGCGGCCGCUAGUUUAAAAUAAUUAAAUGCAAUUACAUAAGACGCCGCAGUAUUUAGCUUGACGCCCGUCGUAUUGACAUUGUAAUCAUUCAUUGUUUUAUUUUUAAACUAUGAUCAUAAAUAUAAUUACUCGUAUCUGUUUUCAA